Molecule: messenger RNA, 366 nt
Organism: Lobosporangium transversale
Lineage: Eukaryota; Fungi; Mortierellomycota; Mortierellomycetes; Mortierellales; Mortierellaceae
Exons: 3
Coding region: 1-366 (121 amino acids)
Source: RefSeq, a predicted model, not a curated record
AUGGAAAAGAUGAUGAAGAGAGUGGAUGUUUGUAGCAAAGUCGAUCUUAAUCCUAUUCAGACCAGACCAGACCAGACCAGACCAGAGAGGUUGUGUAUACAAUCACUUUCAUCAUUACCAAUGAAUAGCUCAGCAAAACAACGAUGCAACAAAGCAUCAAAGCAAAAGCAAAGCAAAGCAGCAUGGACUACACACAUGAGUAACAUAUACAUACAUCCCAUGGGCAUAGCAUGGCAUGGCAUGGCAUGGCAUGGCAUGGCACGGCACGGCACGGCGUCGAUAUCCAUGCCACCUCCAUUCAUGGUUGAUAGCCAUCGUGACACAUGUAAUCCAUGUGUUCAAAAUAAUAACCAUCAUAAUAGCUAA